Molecule: messenger RNA, 1341 nt
Organism: Aspergillus clavatus NRRL 1
Lineage: Eukaryota; Fungi; Ascomycota; Eurotiomycetes; Eurotiales; Aspergillaceae
Product: AP-1 complex subunit mu
Exons: 6
Coding region: 1-1341 (446 amino acids)
Biological process (GO): intracellular protein transport; vesicle-mediated transport
Cellular component (GO): clathrin adaptor complex; clathrin-coated vesicle
Molecular function (GO): clathrin-cargo adaptor activity
Source: RefSeq, a predicted model, not a curated record
AUGGCUUCCGCUAUUUUCUUCUUAGACUUGAAGGGCAAGACCCUUCUAGCCCGCAACUAUCGUGGAGACAUUCCCAUGUCCGCGGUCGAGAAAUUCCCCGUCCUCCUCAACGAAGCUGAAGAAGAAAGCUCCGCCGUUCCUCCGUGCUUCUCUCAUGAAGGUAUCAAUUACCUCUACAUCCGCCACAGCAACCUCUAUAUCCUCGCCUUGACCAAGCGGAACACCAAUGCGACGGAGAUCCUCCUUUUCCUCCACAAGAUCGUGGAGGUCUUCACAGAAUACUUCAAGGUGCUGGAGGAGGAGAGUAUCCGUGACAACUUCGUCAUCAUCUACGAGCUGCUGGACGAAAUGAUGGAUUUCGGCUAUCCGCAAACAACAGAGACCAAGAUCCUGCAAGAAUACAUCACACAAGAGUCGCAUAAGCUCGAAAUUCAAGCCCGACCCCCCAUUGCUGUCACAAACGCCGUCUCCUGGCGAAGUGAAGGAAUCCGCUACCGCAAGAACGAAGUCUUCCUGGAUGUGGUCGAAUCUUUGAAUCUCCUGGUGUCUGCCUCCGGCAAUGUCCUGCGAUCCGAGAUCCUGGGCGCCAUCAAGAUGAAGUGCUACCUGAGCGGUAUGCCCGAGCUGCGGCUCGGCCUGAACGACAAGGCCAUGUUCGAAACGACCGGCCGCGCGACACGAGGCAAGGCGGUCGAGAUGGAGGAUGUCAAGUUCCACCAGUGCGUGCGGCUGUCCAGAUUCGAAAACGACAGGACCAUCAGCUUUAUCCCACCGGAUGGAGAAUUCGAGCUCAUGAGCUAUCGUCUGAACACCCAGGUCAAACCGCUGAUCUGGGUCGAGUGUCUGGUGGAGUCGCACUCCGGUUCCCGGAUGGAGUAUAUGUUGAAGGCCAAAGCACAAUUCAAGCGCCGCAGCACAGCGAACAACGUGGAAAUCCUUGUCCCCGUCCCCGAGGACGCAGACUCCCCCCGCUUCCGCACCAACAUCGGAACCGUGCACUACGCGCCCGAGAAAUCUGCCAUCAUCUGGAAGAUCAAGCAGUUCGGCGGCGGGAAGGAGUUCCUCAUGCGCGCCGAACUCGGCCUGCCAUCCGUCAAGGGCGACGACGAGCACGGCGGCGGCAUGACCGGCGGCUUCGGCGGUAGCAUGGGCGGAACAGGCCAGGGCAAGGCCAAGCGGCCCAUCAACGUCAAGUUCGAGAUCCCCUACUUCACGACAAGCGGUAUCCAAGUCCGGUACUUGAAAAUCACGGAGCCGAAGUUGCAAUACCCCUCCCUCCCCUGGGUCCGAUACAUCACGCAGUCGGGCGACAUCGCCGUCCGCAUGCCCGAUGUACAAUAA